Messenger RNA from Camelina sativa (false flax), 1940 nucleotides. Its product is annotated as WAT1-related protein At4g28040. The record is from RefSeq and is a predicted model, not a curated record. Gene Ontology annotation, molecular function: transmembrane transporter activity. NCBI's taxonomy places the organism in Eukaryota, Viridiplantae, Streptophyta, Magnoliopsida, Brassicales, Brassicaceae. Gene Ontology annotation, cellular component: membrane.
AUAUAUAUAGCGAGAGAGAGAGAGAGAGAGAUAGAGAGAGAGAGAGAGAGAGAGAGAGAACAAUGGAGGUAUCGAAAUACAAGGCGGUGUUGGCGUUAGUGCUUUUGCAGUUUACAUUGGCCGGAGUUGCACUCUUCACGAAAGCUGCAUUCACGGAAGGACUCACUCCCACCGUCUUCGUUGUUUACCGUCAAGCCAUCGCCACUGUCUUCAUCUGCCCCAUCUCAUUCUUUUCUGAUUGGAAAAAAGAAAACAAACCUUCUCUGGGACUACGAGGCUUUUGGUGGGUGACUCUCACGGCUGUUUUUGGUGUGACUCUGAAUCAGAACGCUUAUUUUAAAGGGGUUGACUUGUCUUCUUCAUCCAUGGCUUGUGCCAUGACCAAUCUUCUUCCUGCUGUCACCUUCAUUAUCUCCGUCAUUGUAGGAUACGAGAGUAUUAAGAGUAGUAUGAAAAGUGUUGCAAAAGUAAUAGGAACAGGUGUGUGUGUGGGAGGAGCCAUGACAAUGACUUUUCUCAGAGGUCCCAAAUUGCUAAACGCCCUGCUCAACCAAGACAGCAACACUUGGUUACUCGGCUGCAUAUUUCUUGUCAUUAGUAUAUUCGCUUGGUCCCUAUGGUUGAUCUUUCAGAUUCCUAUUGCCUCUCACUGUCCUGAUCACUUGUACACUUGCUCUUGCAUAUGUAUCAUGGCUACCAUAUCCUCUUUCCUCGUGGCUCUCGCCUUAGGCAACACUCAUUUAUCACCAUGGAAGCUUGAUUCCUCUUUGAAGCUCUCCUGUUGCAUAUACUCUGGCAUCCAAUUGGCGAUAUCUUUCUUUCUACAAGCUUGGGUCGUGUCACAGAAAGGACCUCUGUUCUCUGCCCUCUUCAACCCUCUUUCAGCAAUCAUCACCACUUUCUUCGGGGCUUUGUAUUUACAAGAACAGACUUACCUCGGGAGCUUGCUAGGCGCUUUAGCUAUCAUCCUUGGUCUCUACGUUGUUCUCUGGGGAAAAUCCGAAGACUAUGAAGAAGAAUCCAUAGACCUAAAAUUGGAAGAUGGACACACCACUUCCUCCCAUGCUGACAUUGCUUCCGUUGUGAUUGGUGAUAAGAUCUUCCGUAGCUCAGAGCUCUUAGAACCUCUUCUCAUGUAAGUUCUAUCGAAGUCAGUGUAAGGAGAUUUCUUUGACAACAGACAAUUUUUAGAAUAUGGCAGUGACAGAAAAAAGAAAUGGCACUUCGUUUACAAAUGUCACUCGUCCCAACAGAUGUAGAAGCUACUCCAUGCACAAAACAUUAGAAAAAUAGAAGCACAAAAGACAAAUGUUGCAAAUUUAAGAGAGAAAUUAAAUUGAAAUUUAAGACACACGGACAAAACAAGCCAUCAACGAGUUGUAAAUCAAAAGUUAAAAAUUAUCAAAGUCGUCGGCCCAUUAAAAGGCCCAUAAAAUAUUUUAACCUAAUUCGUCGAUAAAUAUAAUAAAAGAGGAUAGCACACCAUCCGCCGCCGAUCCCUCCCUAAAGAAGCAAGUUAAACGACAUGGAGAGGUGGUUGAUCAACGGAGAGAUGGUAUCCUCGAUUCCGUCAAUGUCAAAUCCUGGAAACAGCAGGAAGAAGAGGAAGACAACGACUAUGACGUCGUCGAACAAGAAGAAGAGGAAGACAACGACUUCGACGUCGUCGAACAAGAAGAAGAAGAGGAAGCCAACGACUUCGACUUGGACGCCGCAAUCGACCACAAAUCCGUCACUUCCCGAUGAUUUGCUAUUGUUAAUCAUCGUACGCUAAUACAGUAAACCUAACAAUUCCACAAUCAAUCAACAAUUCAAACAAUAGAUUGAAUUGACGUUCAUAAAACGCGAAUUCAACUCUCAUGUGUUAGAAUCCAUGAAGGAUCUCAAUCUGACAACAAUGAGGAAUCACACACACAAGUCGCAAAAGAAGAAGAAGUUUA